AUGGCUACAGAUGACCUUAUAUCAAAAUGGAAAAGAAAUGAAGAUACGAACACCGUUUUUUUUGGAUCUAAUCGUAAUGAUAUUAUCCAAAAAAUUAGAACCCGAGUUAUAAACCAGGGAAGCGAAUUUACAGACAAUGAAUGGAAUAUUAAAGAACGCCCGUUAAAAGCAUUUUAUAAAAAACAUGAUAGACCCAGUUUGAGCACAUUUUUUAAGUAUGAUCCAAAAAUGACAAUAUCUAAGCGUAUCCCAAAUCAAAAUCGACGAUUCUGUGCUGGAGUACGGGGUUGUACGAGUCCUGACGAUGUUAAACAAGCCGCACAAGUUGAAGGUCUUAUCAAUUCUAUUGCUGUCGAAUACAAUGAAAAUCUUGGUAAGAGCUGGAUUGGUACUGUAGUUGAUGACUAUUUGUUCUAUAAUAGUAAUUCUAACGAAUUAGUAUUCAGGAUGAGUAACUUGGGUUUCGCUUCUCGAAAAGGCAUUUGCCAAAAUUCAUUAUAUUACGAAAGUAUUGAUGGAAAUUGGCCGUCUUUAGCACUUACGAGUCUAGGUGGUAUUGACAUACAAGGAGAUAUUAAAUCGUGGGAUUCGAUUUAUUCCAUCAUUAAUGGACGCAAAAUAUUUACUUGUAUUAAUGGCGAAACUAAAAAACCUGAAAUAAUGUCUCACGUCGGAGCAGAUGGUUUAGUCGGGAAUCAUGUAUACACCAUUCUUCGUGCCGUAAAUUUCCACAGUAAUAUGUUGGUCAAAAUUCGUAAUCCGUGGGCGAAUACUGAAUGGAAGGGCCGAUGGGCAGAUUCUGAUCCAAUCUGGUGGCCAUGGACAAAUAAAGGAACAUUAACUAGAAUAAACGAAUUGGAAUAUUCCUUCGGAAAUGAUGGUACUUUUUUUAUGGAAUACCGUGAUAUUUUGUCUAAUUUUUAUCAGAUAGAUGGUCGUGAAUACCCAUUGACUGUUGAUAGAAUGAAUCAGCCAGAUUUGUCAACUAUAGAAUUAACAUUUUUAGGACAACAUCCUAACAAUUGGAUUUCUCUUGUUUCCGGUAGCGGAAGGGAUGGAUUAGGUUCUUAUAUUAUCGAGCAAGGCCAGCAUAAUCUAUCAUCAAAAACUAUCACAUUUAUUAAACGUUAUAUCAAUUGUAAUGGUAAUGCAGUCUGGCACUAUCAAGGCCAAUACUCUCACAAGAUGUUUUAUGGAAAUUGGGGCACUCCUAGCCAGCCGGAUCUUGGAAAAUUCAUUAUUAGACGGGAUCAAUUGUCAAUUGACCUAACUGUACAAAGAAAUCCAGCUGGCGGUAAUACGAUUUUUGGAUCCAAUGGCAUAGAUAAAGCUGGGAAAUUUACAAUUCAAGGACACAUAUCAGCUAAUGGUUCGGUUAACUUCACCAAACAAUAUGAUGCCGCACACUCAUGGAUUUAUAAUGGAUUGAUGAGAAAAAGCGAAAUGUGGGGAACAUGGGGUAAUAAUAACGGGGUUUCCUUAUGUGGAAAAACAUGUAAUUUAACAAAGUAA
Messenger RNA from Dentiscutata erythropus, 1512 nucleotides. The record is from the annotation of a GenBank genome assembly. NCBI's taxonomy places the organism in Eukaryota, Fungi, Glomeromycota, Glomeromycetes, Diversisporales, Gigasporaceae.